Zingiber officinale is the source of this 1278-nucleotide messenger RNA. Its product is annotated as tRNA-dihydrouridine(20) synthase [NAD(P)+]-like. The coding region runs from base 136 to 1098 and encodes 320 amino acids. The transcript is spliced from 9 exons. The record is from RefSeq and is a predicted model, not a curated record. Gene Ontology annotation, molecular function: tRNA dihydrouridine synthase activity; flavin adenine dinucleotide binding. Gene Ontology annotation, cellular component: cytoplasm. NCBI's taxonomy places the organism in Eukaryota, Viridiplantae, Streptophyta, Magnoliopsida, Zingiberales, Zingiberaceae. Gene Ontology annotation, biological process: tRNA dihydrouridine synthesis.
GGCGGACUCGCAACCUGUUUUCUUCGCCCGUUCUCUUUCGCCCUCAACGCAGAACGUGGCGUCGGCGUCGGAUACCACUGCGCCAAGCAUAAAAAUCUCCAACCGGAAAGCAGACGACGCGUAGCGCCGGCGGUUAUGGAUUACCAUAACAAGCUGGUUCUUGCCCCCAUGGUCCGAGUGGGCACUCUACCAUUUAGGUUACUUGCUGCUGAAUAUGGUGCUGAUAUAACUUAUGGGGAGGAGAUAAUAGAUCACAGAUUAGUCAAAUGCGAACGACGCCUAAAUGAGAUACUUGGUACUAUUGAUUUUGUUGUGAAAGGAACUAAAGAGGUUGUAUUUAGAACGUGCUGUGCUGAAAAGAACAGGGUUGUAUUUCAGAUGGGAACCGCUGAUGCUAUCAGGGCUCUCUCUGCUGCUCAAAUAGUGUGCAAAGAUGUAGCAGCGUUAGAUAUUAAUAUGGGCUGCCCUAAGUCUUUCUCCCUCAGUGGAGGAAUGGGUGCUGCACUGCUCUCUAAACCAGAACUUAUUCAUGAUAUUUUGACCACCUUAAGAAGGAACUUGGAUACAACCAUAACUUGUAAGAUUCGCCUUCUUGACUCUUCUCAAGAAACUGUAGAAUUGGCACGACGGAUUGAAAAGACUGGCGUAUCAGCUCUAGCUGUCCAUGGAAGAAAAGUCAAAGAUAGACCAAGGGAUCCUGCAAAGUGGAAUGAGAUUGCAGACAUAGUAGCAUCAUUAUCUAUUCCUGUUAUAGCUAAUGGUGAUGCUUUCGAGUAUGAAGAUUUUGAACGAAUGAAAGAUGCUACAGGAGCCUCAUCUGUUAUGAUUGCUAGAGGGGCACUUUGGAAUGCUUCAAUCUUCUCUGCUAAAGGAAAAUUGCCAUGGGACGCGGUGAAGAAAGAGUAUGUGAGAAAGUGCAUUUUGUGGGACAAUGACAUCAAAAGUACAAAGUAUACUGUGAAAGAAAUGAUAAUACACCAUUCUUGCCUAGAACUCGCUGAAGGAAAGGCUGUGAACAAAUCUGACACUUACAAGGACUUGGCGAAACUCUAUGGUGAAGAAGAUUACUAUCAUUUCAUUACAAUGAAUAGGCCGUGAGUUAAACAGAAAUAUAUUAUUUUCGAAACCACAGUGGGAUCAUGAUUUUGUUUCUUAUUUAUGUUUGAGGUGCAAUAUUAUCUGUUGACAGUAUGGUUUAUUAUCAUUUUGCCAUGAUUUUGAUGGCAUAAAAUUCAGCAUAGAACUGCAAAGGGAAUUUGGUUUCCCUGUGAGUUUAAA